Messenger RNA from Cuscuta campestris, 1836 nucleotides. NCBI's taxonomy places the organism in Eukaryota, Viridiplantae, Streptophyta, Magnoliopsida, Solanales, Convolvulaceae. The record is from the annotation of a GenBank genome assembly.
AUAUUUAUUAACACUAAUGAUGAAAUAUUGGACAAAAUGUUCUCUUCCGAUUAGUACAACAAAAUUACAAAAUUAAGGAUUCUAUCAAAUUUUUGAAUGGAAAGUUAUUUCGAUUUGUGGGCUUUUUUUUAAAAUAUAAAUCUUUUCACCGGGCCUGCCUUCAUAAGCAAGCCAUAGAUCAAAAGUCUGGUAGAUUUGAGAUUUCUCUCCACAACCCGAAAGGCCGAAACCCUAGACCGUCUUUCUCUCUAUCCCAUGGCGAAGAAGGAGCAGCUCAAGAAGCGAAAGCUCAUCAAGAAAUCAGAGGCAUCCAACAGUCGUGACAAGAGAUUGAAGAAGAACAAUAACAGUAGGAACGCCAAUUUCUCCCCACCGGAGUCCGAUUCCGAAUCUUCGCUUGACGACAUCCAAGCCCUCCUCGAACCCUUCUCCAAAGACCAGCUUAUCGCCCUCGUAGUGGAUGCUUCCCUCCACCACCCCAUCCUCAUCUCCACCAUCCGCUCCGUCGCCGAUUCUGAUAUCUCUCACCGGAAAAUUUUUGUGUUCGGCCUCGGCUACGACUCCACCCGUGAAACCCUCCUCUCUGUUUUCCAGCGUUAUGGAGAAAUUGAGGACUGCAAUGUUGUCACAGACCGGGUCACUGGGAAGUGUAAGGGAUAUGCUUUUAUCGCCUUCAAGACAAGGAAAGCCGCUGCAAAAUCCCUAAAAGAACCUAAGAAGAAGAUCGGGAGUCGGGUUGCCUCGUGCCAGCUGGCUUCUUCUGGGCCUGCUGCUCCCGGUUCCACUCAGCAGGAUGUGAGUGGUCGGAAGAUUUAUGUGAGCAACGUCGGGCAGGAUACGGAUGCAAGUAGGUUGAGGGACUUCUUUUCUAAAUUCGGGGAGAUUGAGAGUGGUCCUUUUGGGGUUGACCCACACACUGGGAAGUGGAAAGGGUAUGCCUUGUUUGUGUACAAAACCACAGAGGAUGCAAGGAAAUGUCUGGAAGAUCCCUACAAGAUGUUUGAAGGACGGCAAUUGCAUUGUGAGAAGGCUGCAGAAGGGAAAGGUGUCGGCAAAUCUGGAGGGGCGGCGGGAAUCACUACAGCUGUGGUGAACCAGCCGUUUCAGGCAAUGCAAGCAGCACCAGAUAUAUUGGCUGCCAUGGCUGCUGCCCAGAAUAUGGCACUUUUGGGUCAGAACCCGGCUGCAGCUUUGUUGAAUCCAUUGUACAGCCAGUUGAUUGGAAAUGCCAACUUUGGUAUGUUGAACCCAGCAAUGGGUUUGAGCCAAGCAGUGAUUGGUUCAGGUCAAGCUGGGCAACCUGGCAUGGCAGCUGCUGGUUAUGGUACAUCAAUUGGGGGUCUUGGAGGGAAUACCUUAGGGAUGCUAGGAUCAUUUGGCAUGCCAAGUGGGGGGAUGCCACUAAACUUAACAAAUGCUUAUCCUAAUUUGCAAGACAGGCAGAUUUCAGCAUCUGCUAAGGCUCCACGUAGCAGUGGCUUUUCUUCUCAUCACAUUGAUGAAAGACCAUAUGAUUUUUAGGGAGCUGUCGUGCUAGAAAUGGAAGACAAAUGGCUUCAAAAGGAUCAGUUUUAACUCGGACCAAGAAUACAUAAUUAUUCUUGUUGCUUGAACGGUUACUUUUGAUAAGUGCCUUUGGUUGUGGCAAUUGAAUCUGAAAGCCAUGUGCCCUUUCUAGUUAAUGUUUUUUAUCAACUUUGUUGAUCUUUCUAAAUUUUCUUUUUAAGAUGUAUUUCGUGUAUACUUGUUGCUUUAUAGAAUUACUAUUUUGUAUUUUUACAUCUAUGAAUCUUUAUUUUAAAGUUUUUUGUUCUUGUGGAUUGCUAUUGUUUUUCU